AUGAUCUUCGGCCGUGCUGGUGAGGAAAUGGAGGAGCUAGCGGCGGCCGGCGUCCCUUACGAGGUUGUUCCCGCCGUCACCGCUUGCCUAGCAGCAGGGGCCGACGCUCGGAUACCAUUGACCUUUCGUAAUUGUGCCACCUCUCUUCGAGUCCACACGAUGAACCCCUCCACCAUCAAAGAUGAGCGGUUUGACUGGUCGCAAUUUGGCGCCCCCAGCGCGACCUUCGCCCUCUACAUGGGGUUGAACGUCGUCGAGAGUGUCACGCAAAAGAUGAUGGCCGCGGGAGUUUCUGGCGCCAUGCCCAUGGCCCUCGUGGACAGGGCGUCGCUGCCAGAGAUGCAGGUCGUCACGGGGACGGUUGCCACUCUUGCAGCAGCAGUUAGAGAUCGCAAGGAUUUACCAGGGCCAGCAUUGAUUCUCAUGGGUGAGGUUGUUGGUCUGCGAGACCGGGUUGCAGGAAGCCUGCCACCUCCUAGCAGCCCCACGCAGCCUGCUUUGGCUCCAAUUCUCUCGAAGCUUCCAACUUUGGGCUUGCUGCUCAGACAACUGGUGAAGCCCACAGCAAGUUGCUAA
This is a messenger RNA of Symbiodinium natans, 576 nucleotides long. The record is from the annotation of a GenBank genome assembly. Lineage: Eukaryota; Dinophyceae; Suessiales; Symbiodiniaceae.